UUUCAUUAGCCUUUCUCCCCCAAACCCUAGACCUUCGAGGAGAAGAACGCCGAGAGAAAGAGAGAUGGGUAGAGUUAUCAGAGCUCAACGUAAGGGAGCUGGAUCUGUAUUCAAGUCCCAUACUCAUCAUCGUAAGGGACCUGCAAGAUUCAGGAGUUUAGAUUUUGGUGAAAGAAAUGGUUACUUGAAAGGUGUAGUUACUGAAAUCAUUCAUGAUCCAGGACGUGGUGCACCGUUAGCCAGAGUUACUUUCCGUCAUCCAUUUAGGUACAAGCAUCAGAAAGAGUUGUUUGUUGCAGCUGAGGGUAUGUAUACUGGUCAGUUUUUGUACUGUGGGAAGAAAGCUAAUCUGAUGGUUGGUAAUGUUUUGCCAUUGAGAUCAAUUCCUGAAGGAGCUGUUGUUUGCAAUGUUGAACAUCAUGUUGGUGAUAGAGGUACUUUGGCUAGAGCUUCUGGUGAUUAUGCUAUUGUUAUCAGUCACAACCCUGAUAACGGAACCUCAAGAAUCAAGCUUCCUUCUGGUGCCAAGAAGAUUGUACCAAGUGGCUGCCGUGCUAUGAUUGGCCAAGUUGCUGGUGGAGGUAGGACUGAGAAGCCCAUGUUGAAGGCAGGAAAUGCAUACCACAAGUACAGAGUCAAGAGAAACAGCUGGCCUAAGGUUCGUGGUGUGGCUAUGAAUCCAGUUGAGCAUCCCCAUGGAGGAGGUAACCAUCAACAUAUUGGACAUGCCAGUACUGUUCGUCGUGAUGCACCUCCUGGUCAAAAGGUUGGUCUCAUUGCUGCCAGGAGAACUGGUCGGCUUCGUGGACAGGCUGCUGCUACUGCUGCUAAGGCAGAUAAGGCUUAAGUUAGAUUAUAAUAUUUUCUGGAUCUCUUUUUUGAUACAUUUUGUUGCUAAGUCUUGGAUAAUAGUCUACAUUGAGGGAAGUAGUUUCAGAAAGAAUUGAAGUUGUCUACAUUGAGGGAAGUAGUUUCAGAAAGAAUUGAAGUUGUUUUUGUUACUGCGGCAAGUUUUGGAUCUCAAUUAUUAGAGUUUUUAUGGAACCUCUUGCUACGUUGUAUGUUUUUAAGUUUUUACAUUCCUAUUUAUUCUCUAGUUGCUGAGACUUUUAGUGGCCCUGGUUAUCUCAAGAAGUCUUAUUUGCGGAACUUGACUUA
Messenger RNA from Papaver somniferum (opium poppy), 1158 nucleotides. RefSeq names its product 60S ribosomal protein L8-1. Gene Ontology annotation, molecular function: RNA binding; structural constituent of ribosome. Lineage: Eukaryota; Viridiplantae; Streptophyta; Magnoliopsida; Ranunculales; Papaveraceae. The record is from RefSeq and is a predicted model, not a curated record. The coding region runs from base 65 to 847 and encodes 260 amino acids. The transcript has 2 exons. Gene Ontology annotation, cellular component: ribosome; cytosolic large ribosomal subunit. Gene Ontology annotation, biological process: cytoplasmic translation.